AUGGAGCAGCAUCUUGAUGUUAUUGUUGACGUAGAAGUGGUGGACAAAUGUCAAACAGGAGGUAUCUCAACAAAUAUGGAAGUCUUUGGUUUGAGGAAAAUACUUGAAAGAAUGGUUGGUGAAAUUGUUGUUUCUGAAAUGGUUACAGAUGCUUCAGCUGCAGUUAUUGCAUUGGUUCGAAAGAUGAAAGGUAACACAUCUCAAUAUUAUGGCAUUUUCAUUUAGAUUUGACAGAUAUAUUAGUGGGUCAUUCGGGAAAAGAUUUGCAGCCUAUAAAGUUCAUAAUUAAUGUUAUUGUCAAGAAUACUGAUUUACAAAACUAUUAUAUAUAUAUUCUUUUUAAAUGUUUAGAACCAAUGAGUAUAUUUUUAACAAAAUACAAAACAAGUGAAACUCCAAGUUUCACUUGUUUUGUAUAUUCUCCUUAUCAUAUUACCAAGUGAACAAUAACACAACAGCCUGUUUCAUCCAAGAGGAAUCAUCAGAAGCUGCCACCUGAUGAUUCCUCUUGGCUUCAGGCUGUUGUGGUAUAGAACCGAGGUAUAAAACUACAUAUCUACUCUUUUUUUAUAUGAAGCACUCUAUAUAGGAGUGUUUUGGUUCACGAAAUGCCAAAGAGUGCGCAAUAUCAUAAAGAUAAAGCAGAUAAUGUACUUUUUAUCUCAAAUAAUAUAUGUAUUAUUUUUUUUUAAUUUGCCAGAGAAGCAUCCCAAAGAGUUUGGCGAUCUUUUUCAUGCACUAGAUGUCUGGCACAAAUCUAUCAAACUAUCAAAGAAACUUGCCAAGGUAUUUGAUUUCUACCUUUGUGUGUUGUAUGUCUGUGAAUAUGUUUAAAUAUACAUACAAAAGUUGAUAAAUGGAAAAUAAUAUUUUCCCACAUUACUGUCAUAGGCAGCUAAAGUGAAGAACUGUGAAGCAGUUGCUGAAUGGUCUGAGGCAAUACGAAACCACUUCUGGUUUGUCUGUCAGAAUUGUGAUGGUGAUGAAGAAAAACUUAAGGUAAUCCUAACAGAAUCUUUAUUGUUUACUAAUAACAAGUUUCAUAAUUUGGUUCUAGUCUAAAAAUGACUUAAAGUCAUGCUGUACACUUUCAUAAUAAAAUUUACCAACUCAAAGGGAUUUUUGUCACAGAGGAGGUAUUAUGGAAGUCACCGAACUGUGGAAUUGCAUAUAAAAUUCAUAUAUUGGCCACUCCCACAAACGUAUACGACCGCACCUACAUAUUUUUGCAUGUUUACAAUUCUAAUUUUAAACAGCCAAUCGAUAUUUAACCGUAAUUGUUACCAAGAACCGGAUUGGCUGUUCCAAAUUAGAAUUGUAAACAUGCAAAAAUGUGUAGGUGCGAAAUACCUGCAACAAAACCAUGCUUUUACAAUUACAUGGUAUAUCUCGAAUAUGAUUCAGUUAAAAGUGAAUGUACUAGAUGUUGAACUAUCAACUGUAUUUUUUCAGGACAGCUGGUUUGGGGUAUUGCACCACAUUGCUGGUGAGCAUGAGUGGGCAGAUGGAGAAUGUACUCAUGGACCGUUGGUGGCCACAGAAGUAGGAAAGACCUGUUUGGACAAAAACUCCAAAGCAUUCGAGGAAAUUCGGAAGGUGGUACUUGACCAAAGAUUUUUGAAGAUUUUCAUCAGUAUGUCACAUUUAGGUAUGUGCAGGUUACUAUAAAAUAAAUAGUGAUGCCCAAUUGGUUCUACAUGUCUUCAAAUGUUGUAGUUAAUUUUGGUAAUGUGACUAGAUGUUUACAAUUACAGUACAUACACACAAGAUCCCAAUGAUAGGGGGCAGAGGCAGUCUGGCCCCUGCAUGGGAACGUUUCUGCAACACAGCCUGAGAAUUCUGCAAUAGCUUUUUAAUUUGGCCAGACUGUGUGAGCUAUUAGUAUUUGUACCUGGCAUUCCCUUAACAGUCUGAAGUACAAAGGUCUAACAAUUGUUUAAAUGAUUGGUGUUUCAACUUUAAAUCCAUGUAGGCACACCAGCAAACUGGAGAAUUUUAAUUCUAUGCUCUUAAAGUAUGCACCUAAAAGAGUGGGGUACCAGUAAGUGUGUUUUCAAUUCUAUGUUGUAGUCAUGUUAUAUAUGGAAUUGUAUUUGCUACACCAAUAAUAACCCUAUACACUUUUUAGGAAUGAUGCUUUUAUAGGUAGAACAUAUUUGGCUGCUAUUGACCACAACUCUCAUGCAUUUCGAAAACCAGCAUUUACGGCCAAUGGUAAACAAAAAGUGAGCAAGGUAUUCAGUAAGAGAUCUAAGAAUUGGAGAAUUACAACUGUGAAAGAACCAAAGACGUAUGAUUUCUGGCCCACUAUUGCGACAAGAAUAUUGAAAAAGAGAGUUGACGAUGAGGAAACCAUUCUACGCAAAGUUGAAGUGCCCAAGGAACAUCCGAAGAAUAUUGCCCCAUCGAUUGCACUGAAGCCAAUACCCAAGACAAGUGACCUAGUGGCGCAAUCUUUAUCAAGGUUUGUCUCUCGCACUGCUGGCAGUAGCCAUGAUCACACGCAAGGAGCUAAUGAAACACAGCCACAACCAACUUGUGACACUGAAACAACCUAA
Messenger RNA from Paramuricea clavata, 2558 nucleotides. The record is from the annotation of a GenBank genome assembly. NCBI's taxonomy places the organism in Eukaryota, Metazoa, Cnidaria, Anthozoa, Malacalcyonacea, Plexauridae.